This is a messenger RNA of Xiphophorus hellerii (green swordtail), 3464 nucleotides long. RefSeq names its product tubulin beta chain. Gene Ontology annotation, molecular function: GTP binding; structural constituent of cytoskeleton; GTPase activity. The record is from RefSeq and is a predicted model, not a curated record. The coding region runs from base 806 to 2011 and encodes 401 amino acids. The transcript has 5 exons. NCBI's taxonomy places the organism in Eukaryota, Metazoa, Chordata, Actinopteri, Cyprinodontiformes, Poeciliidae. Gene Ontology annotation, cellular component: microtubule. Gene Ontology annotation, biological process: microtubule-based process.
UAGUUUAGAAAAUUAACCUGUAACAAUCAUAGCUCACUUUCUAAGUUAACCUGAAGAAAAGUUAUACAAAAAUCUGAAAUUAUAUUCAAUUUAAUAAUAAAGAGGCAGGCUCACAAAUACGCUUAUAUUAAAAAAGUGUAUACUCCAGCUUUUCGUUUAUGUAUUAAUCUCCAGUCAAUUUAAUAGAUGAACUCCACCUUCCCCAGCCAUUUAUAGCUUUUCUGUUCAUGCUAGCAAUUUGGCUCCUUAGUUCGUCACAGAAACAUCUACCAGCUGCAGGGGGUGGAGCCACGAUGAGCUCCGCCACUCAUUUGUUGAGACCUGGAUGAUAUGAAAUUAAUUUUCCAGUUCGUCCAUAAAGCUACACUUGUGCUGUAAGCAUCAACAGCCCCACGCAGUGUUCAUUCUAUCUCCUUACACGUAUAAAUACACCUGCAGCGCUCUUCCCCGCCGUUCGGUUUGCACCGCCAACAGGCAGCAGCUCCAGGCAUCGCGCCAGUCAUUUUAAGGAUGCUUAUUGGUCCCCCGAAAAACGAUAAAAGCUCGGACAUUUGUCAUGAAUCAAUAAAAUCCUCCCAGAGCCAACUUGAAAAUUGGACGUUAUGCUGCUAACACUUAGUUUUCGUCAACAACUCAGGCAGAAGUGAGAGCGCUUCGCAAGGCAAAUAUUGACCAGGCCGGAACACGGUGCGCUAAAUAAUAAAACAUAAUUUAACAAAGUUUUGAGGCAGAUAAAUUUUCCUCGAGGAAUUUUAAUAAUCGAGGUACUCGAAUCACUUGAGGAAUCGUUUCAGCCCUAUUUUGUAUGACUAUUACAUCCUCUCCCCUCUCUCUACUAGGGGGAAAAUAUGUCCCUCGUGCUGUGCUGGUCGACUUGGAGCCAGGCACCAUGGACUCUGUGAGGUCUGGACCUUUUGGCCAAGUGUUUAGACCUGACAAUUUUGUUUUUGGUCAGAGCGGUGCUGGAAAUAACUGGGCUAAGGGUCACUACACUGAAGGAGCAGAGCUGGUGGACUCUGUCCUGGAUGUGGUGAGAAAGGAGGCAGAGGGCUGCGACUGUCUGCAGGGCUUCCAGCUCACCCACUCCCUGGGAGGAGGCACCGGCUCCGGCAUGGGCACGCUCCUCAUCAGCAAGAUCCGAGAGGAGUACCCAGACCGCAUCAUGAACACGUUCAGCGUGGUGCCGUCACCCAAGGUGUCGGACACCGUGGUGGAGCCCUAUAACGCCACCCUGUCUGUCCACCAGCUGGUGGAGAACACUGACGAGACCUUCUGCAUCGACAACGAGGCGCUGUACGACAUCUGCUUCCGUACGUUGAAGCUCACCACGCCCACCUAUGGCGAUCUGAACCACCUGGUGUCGGCCACCAUGAGCGGCGUCACCACCUGCCUGCGCUUCCCCGGCCAGCUGAACGCAGACCUGAGGAAGCUGGCUGUCAACAUGGUGCCGUUCCCCAGACUGCACUUCUUCAUGCCGGGCUUCGCCCCACUUACGAGCCGCGGCAGCCAGCAGUACCGGGCCCUGACAGUCCCUGAACUCACCAUGCAGAUGUUCGACGCCAAGAACAUGAUGGCGGCAUGCGACCCGCGUCACGGCCGCUACCUGACGGUGGCCGCCAUCUUUCGCGGCCGCAUGUCCAUGAAGGAGGUGGACGAGCAGAUGCUGAACGUUCAGAACAAGAACAGCAGCUACUUCGUCGAGUGGAUCCCCAACAACGUGAAGACGGCUGUGUGCGACAUCCCGCCACGCGGCCUCAAGAUGUCUGCCACCUUCAUCGGAAACAGCACGGCCAUCCAGGAGCUGUUCAAGCGCAUCUCAGAGCAGUUCACCGCCAUGUUCCGCCGCAAGGCCUUCCUUCACUGGUACACCGGCGAGGGCAUGGAUGAGAUGGAGUUCACCGAGGCGGAGAGCAACAUGAACGACCUGGUGUCCGAGUACCAGCAGUACCAGGACGCCACGGCCGAGGAGGAGGGCGAGUUUGAAGAGGAGGGAGAAGAAGACAUGGCAUAAGCAGCUCAUGUGGCAGCUUUGCUCUUGGGCAACAUUGUCAGGUUUCACCAUUUCUUUCUUUGUUCAAAGUGUCAAACCAAUGACAAUUAAGGUGUGAUAAAUGUCACCAGUUUUGCUUGUUUUAAAAGUUUUAGAAUUGUUUUCAGGCUUUGCAGAAAACAUGUUAAAUAUUACAUUCGAAUUUUCUUCUGGAACAUAAAUUUAUUAACCUGUAAUUCUGCUCCGUAGCAUUUUGAAUGUUUUGGAUAUUGAAGCUUUUUUCUGUGAGCGGUUUGUUUUUAUGUGGUCGCUCAUUUUUUGACUGGGACUGUGAGUGUUUUUCUAAAUGUUGUAACUCCUCCAGCCUGACCUCCACAUUGCCCGCUCACAAUGCAUUUCUUUAAAGCUGUUUAUUUUUCUACAUAAUCCUGACGAGUUGGUACAGAACUCCCAGGUCUAGCCACAUGGGAGAAAAAAACACAACUAUAUAAUAUCUUGUGGUAACAACGUCAUUAUGAAGAGAUAUGGCCAAGCGUGUUUUUUAAUUCCCAUGUCACCGGAUGGGCUCUGUACGUUUGUCUUAUCUUUGGAUUUUGUAAUUUUCAGUCUGUGGUGUAUUUAGGAUGGUUUCCUAAAUAGAUUUUCAUUAAUAACUUGAUGGAGUAACUUCAUAGUUUCAAAUAAAGGUUUUUACCCUGGUACUAAGCUGUGAAUUGGUGAUUUUUGUCAGUUGAAGGCAUAUUCGAGGCGAUUUUAAUGCUUUCAUGUUGAAAAUGAAGGAAAUAAAUCUGGAUGUUACAGAGCCAGUGUAUAAAGGGCGACAUCUGCUGGCCAAAUGGCAGCAUUGUAUUUAAUCGGAGGAAACCUUUGAGCCAUAUGGAAUUAAAAUUCAGCACAUGCGCAGUAAUGUGAUGCAAUGAUCUGAAACAAUAAUAAAACUAAACUGAUAGAAUACUUUCAGAUCCAUCUAACAUACAACAGCUGAAGUUGGUGAUGAUCUGCAGAACUCUGGAUCCCGAGGAAGAAACAAAGGUUCUGGUCCAACUUUCUGAAGCAGAAGCAGAGCAACAGAAAGUUCAUGAUUUGCAUUGAAAUGAAAUCUAAGCUGAACAUUUAGUUGAGAUCUGUUCACUUAUCUCUGCAUAAAUUAACCCUUUCAUGCAUAGUGGUCACCACAGCAGAAUGCUGCUGCAAGAGUCCUAACUAAAACAAAAAGAGAUCAGCAUAUCAGUCUAGUUCUAAAAUCUCUUCACUGGCUGCCUGUUGCUCAAAGAAUAGAAUUUAAAAUCUUCUUAAUAGUUUACAAAGCACUUCGUAAUAGAAACCCAGACUACAUUUCUGAUCUUCUACCCUGUAUACCACUCAGACCUUUAAGUUCAUCAGAAUCAAACCUACUUACUAUUCCGAGAGUCAGAACCAAACAUGGUGAAGCAGCUUUUAGUUUUUAUGCUCCAGCUCUCUGGAAUAAACUUCC